AGCGGUGGCUGCCGCUGGCUGUGAGCAGGCAGGGGACCAGCGGACACCAGCGCAGGCUGCCGGGCCCAGGACCUGUCGGCGGCCAGCCGGGAGCGCAGAGCCGCCGCGGGGCCACCCCGGCGGCGACGCGAGGAUUGGGUAGGGCUGCCUCGCCACCGGUCUAGACUGCACUACAUAUCCAGCUCUGGCUGUGAGGAACAUACCCAGCCUGAGAAAGGGGACCAGAGUUCCAGUGUUGAAGGAGUAGCAGCUGCCCUAAAACCCUUUUCCUCUGUAUUUCCUUAGCCCAUAAUUUAGGUGUCUUGAAAUCUGAGGAUUCCACCCAGAUAAUAUGAUAGGAACUUUCAGUGAUUUGGGGUCAUAUCCUACUUAGACUAAUGCGACACUUCCAGAUUUCCUGACAACCUGGCACUGUGGCAUAUACUGCUCGCUAGUUGACACAAGUGAUAAAAUGCCAUCUCUGCCUCAAGAAGGAGUUAUUCAAGGAACCUCUCCCCUGGAUCUGGACACAGAAUUACCUUAUCAAAGCACUAUGAAAAGGAAAGUCAGAAAGAAGAAAAAAAAGGGAAUCAUUACAGCAAAUGUUUCUGGGACAAAGUUUGAAAUUGUGCGUUUAGUAAUAGAUGAGAUGGGAUUUAUGAAAACUCCAGAUGAAGAUGAAACAAGUAACCUUAUAUGGUGUGAUUCUGCUGUUCAGCAGGAAAAGAUUGCAGAGCUGCAAAAUUACCAGAGAAUCAACCAUUUUCCAGGAAUGGGGGAGAUCUGCAGGAAGGAUUUCUUAGCAAGAAAUAUGACCAAAAUGAUCAGGUCUCGGCCUCUGGAUUAUACCUUUGUUCCUCAAACGUGGAUUUUCCCUGCAGAAUAUACUCAAUUCCAAAAUUAUGUGAAAGAACUGAAGAAGAAACGGAAGCAGAAAACUUUUAUAGUAAAACCAGCUAAUGGUGCAAUGGGUCAUGGGAUUUCCUUGAUAAGAAAUGGCGAUAAACUUCCAUCUCAGGAUCAUUUGAUUGUUCAAGAAUACAUUGAAAAGCCUUUCCUAAUGGAAGGUUACAAGUUUGAUUUACGAAUUUAUAUUCUGGUAACAUCGUGUGAUCCACUAAAAAUAUUCCUCUACCAUGAUGGACUUGUGCGAAUGGGAACAGAGAAGUACAUUCCACCUAAUGAGUCCAACUUGACACAGUUAUAUAUGCAUCUGACAAACUAUUCUGUGAACAAGCAUAAUGAGCAUUUUGAACGGGAUGAAACUGAAGACAAAGGCAGCAAACGUUCCAUCAAAUGGUUUACAGAAUUCCUACAAGCAAAUCAACAUGAUGUUACUAAGUUUUGGAGUGAUAUUUCGGAAUUGGUGGUGAAGACUCUGAUUGUAGCAGAACCUCAUGUCCUGCAUGCUUAUCGAAUGUGCAGACCUGGACAGCCUCCAGGAAGUGAAAGCGUCUGCUUCGAAGUACUGGGAUUUGACAUUUUGUUGGAUAGAAAACUAAAGCCAUGGCUACUGGAGAUUAAUCGAGCACCAAGCUUUGGAACUGAUCAGAAAAUAGACUAUGAUGUGAAAAGGGGAGUGCUGCUAAAUGCACUGAAGCUACUGAACAUCAGGACCAGCGAUAAAAGGAAAAACUUGGCCAAACAAAAAGCUGAGGCUCAGAGGAGGCUAUAUGGCCACAGUUCAAUAAGAAGGCUCUUACCGGGUUCCUCAGACUGGGAACAGCAGAGACACCAGUUGGAGAGGCGGAAAGAAGAGUUGAAAGAAAGACUUGUUCAAGUACGAAAGCAGAUCUUGCGAGAAGAACAUGAAAAUCGACAUAUGGGGAAUUACAGACGAAUUUAUCCUCCAGAAGAUAAAACACUACUUGAAAAGUAUGAAAAUUUGUUGGCCGUUGCCUUUCAGACCUUCCUCUCAGGAAGAGCAGCUUCGUUCCAGCGAGAGCUGAAUAAUCCUUUGAAAAAGAUGAGGGAGGAAGAUAUUUUGGACCUUUUGGAACAAUGUGAAAUUGAUGAUGAAAAGUUGAUGGGGAAACCUACCAAGGUUCGAGGACCAAAGCCCCUGUGUUCGAUGCCAGAGAGCACUGAGAUAAUGAAAAAACAGAAAUACUGCAGCAGUGACAGCAGUUAUGACAGCAGCAGCAGCUCUUCAGAAUUUGAAGAGAAUGAAAAAGAAGAUUGUCAAGACAAGAAAAGAGAAAAGCAAGUUCCAUAUACUCUUAAGCACACCAACAACUGCAAAUUGAUCCAACAAGCCAAUUCCAUGAGGCGUUCAGUGAGCUGCCCUCGGUCCAUCUCUGCUCACUCAGCUGCCAGUGGGGACAUUCGCCCCUUUUCUGCUCAGCAUGUGAUAUCACUCUCACGGCCACCUGCAGAGUCUCGUUCACAUUCCUUAAACCGUGCUUCCUCCUACAUGAGACAUGUGCCCCACAGUAAUGAUGCUGUCACUGCCAACUCUCAGGUGAGUGAGCCUUUGCGGCAACUGAGAACGAAAGAACAAGAAGAUGAUCUAACAAGUCAGACCUUAUUUGUCCUCAAGGACAUGAAGAUCAGGUUUCCAGGAAAAUCAGAUGCAGACUCAGAACUUCUGAUCGAAGAUAUCAUGGAUAACUGGAAGCAUCAUAAAACAAAAGUGGCUUCUUAUUGGCUCAUAAAAUUGGACUCUGUAAAGCAACGAAAAGUUUUGGACAUAGUAAAAACAAGUGUCCGCACAGUUCUUCCACACAUAUGGAAGGUGUCUGAUGUUGAGGAAGUAAGUUUAUAUCGGAUUUUCAACCGACUUUUUAAUCGCUUGCUCUGGAAUCAUGGCCAAGGACUAUGGAGUUGUUUCUGUGAUUCAGGAUCCUCUUGGGAGAGUAUAUUCAGUAAAAGCCCGGAGGUGGUGACUCCUUUGCAGCUCCAGUGUUGCCAGCGCCUGGUCGAGCUUUGUAAACAGUGCCUGCUAGUGGUUUACAAAUAUGCAGGGGACACCAGAAGCUCACUCGCAGGCAUUGGACCCGACUGGGGUAACUCCAGGUAUUUACUACCAGGAAGUAACCAAUUUCUCCUGAAGACACCAGGCUACACCAUGAAGUACAGUUCAUCUGGAAUGACUCGCUCCAAUGCCUUGUUUACAUCCCGAUAUGGCCAUUUGUGAAACCCAAAAGAAGAUCGCCAUGGGUUAGCCAUAAAACUCAUGUAUUCAUGAAUUGAAUGAAUUCAUGUAUUCCCUCAAGUUGAACAUGCAAAGAAAGUGACCAUGAAGUGCAGUUUUAUGUAUAUAUGACAUAUAUAUGUGUGAAAAUAUAUGCACACAUGCACUCAACAUAUACUUAUUAUAAUAUAUAAAAGAAGAAUUAGCAGAAAAUUUAAUAUAUAAGACUUAACCUUUCUGGAAAUAUAAUAAACCAUGUUAAAAUUGUUUACACAAA
Molecule: messenger RNA, 3389 nt
Organism: Castor canadensis (American beaver)
Lineage: Eukaryota; Metazoa; Chordata; Mammalia; Rodentia; Castoridae
Gene: Ttll7
Product: tubulin tyrosine ligase like 7
Biological process (GO): microtubule cytoskeleton organization; protein polyglutamylation
Cellular component (GO): ciliary basal body
Molecular function (GO): tubulin-glutamic acid ligase activity; tubulin binding
Source: RefSeq, a predicted model, not a curated record